AACGUCAAAAAACUCAAAAAAAGUUUGGCGCUGCGCUGGGGCUGAAAUGCUUCAAGGGGCUCAACGAUUAUCAGGUUGUUCUCCCAAAAGAUCUGAUAAUUCGGUUCUCCCCUUGGUUCAGUCAAUUGAAAAAAAAAAACAAUAUGGGUUUUGGGUUUAAAAUCAUAGCUAUUUAUGUAGUUAUUAUAUUGUGAAAUUUAUAUUACCAUUUCACAAUUCAAUAAUGACCGACACUGAUAGAGUAGUGGUUCUUGUUGAUAUGGACUGUUUUUAUUGUCAAGUUGAAGAAAAGCUUGAUCCUACUCUAGAAGGGAAACCGAUAGCAGUUGUACAAUACAAUGCCUGGAGAGGUGGAGGUAUUAUUGCAGUCAACUAUCCAGCUAGAAGUAGAGGUGUUACAAGACAUAUGAGAGGAGAUGAUGCCAAGAAAAUUUGUCCAGAAAUCAUGCUAGCCAGAGUGCCAAAUGUUCGUGGCAAAGCUGAUUUAACUAAGUACAGGGAGGCUGGACAAAAAGUUGCUGAAGUACUACAAACUUUCACACCACUUCUUGAAAGAGCUUCUGUUGAUGAAGCUUAUCUUGACAUCACCAAUGUUGUGAAGAAAAGAAUCAUGGAAAAUUCUGAACCAUUAUUAACCAUUGACAAAAUACCAAAUACUUAUGUUGUUAAUUAUGAUACUGCAGAUUUUCUGCACAAUUUAAAAAUUGACAGUAGCUUCUGCCAUAGCAACCAGCAACUUGCUUUUGGUGGAAUGAUUGUUGAAGAAAUUAGAAAAGAAGUAUUUGAAAAAACAGGUUACCAAUGUUCAGCUGGAAUUGCUCAUAAUAAGAUUUUAGCAAAGCUUGUUUGUGGAUUGAAUAAACCAAACAAACAAACUAUUCUACCUCAUGAGUCUGUGCCCACACUCUAUAAAGAUUUGCCCAUUAAAAAAAUCAAAAGUUUAGGAGGAAAAUUUGGGAAUGCCCUGGCUGAAGAAUUAAAUAUAUCCAUGAUGGGGGAAUUGAUCAAGUUUAGUGAGAAGGAAUUGAUAAAAAAAUUUGAUGCAAAAAAUGGAAAAUGGUUGUAUAAUAUUGCAAGGGGAAUUGAUUUUGAUCCAGUUACUACAAGACUGACAUCAAAGUCAAUUGGCUGUUGUAAACGAUUUCCAGGCAAUAAUUGUUUGAGAAGACCUGAACAAGUUGAGCACUGGCUGAAUGAAUUGGCAAUGGAGAUCUCAGAGAGACUUGAGAAAGACAUGCAAGAAAACAAAAGGAAAGCAAAACAAAUGGUAGUGAGCUUUGCCCAAGCAGUGAAUGAAACUGAAAGGAGCAGUUCUCGUACACAGACACUGAAUUCUUAUAACCAGCCUAGAAUAGCCAAGGAUAGCAUGGAAAUUAUCAAGAAAUAUUCCAAAAAAGUUAAUGACUGUUAUAACAUUACUUUUCUUGGCAUCAGUGUGGGCAAUUUUCAAGAAAUUGAAAAUAGUAAGAGCAUAUCAACCUUUUUCAAGAAUAUGAAUGAAACUAAGAAAUCCAAGUGUACCACUGAAACAGAAAAAACUAUAGAAAAAAAUGAUUCUCCCUCAACAUCAAAAAUAUUGGAUGACAGUGGAAAUGAUAAAGUUGAUGAUGAAAAACAAAAUUCAGGUUAUACUGAACCAGAUGGGUUUGAUAAAGGAGAUGAUGUUGAAAAUCUAUCAAUUUAUUCUGCUACCACUGAGGAGCUUGAUGAAGAUCCAAAAGAAUAUAUUUACUAUGAAGAUAUUUUUCCAGAAUCACUAUGUAAAAAGCCAGUUGAAAACAGUCAAAUAGAGGGUGAAUUGAAAAUUCUACAAUUAGGAAAAACAAAUGAAACUGAUAUUUGCAGACCAUCAUCAUUUUUUGGUAAAUAUUUUGAUAGCACCACAGAUGAAAGUAUAACAUCAAGCUCAAGUAUAGAAGUUUCUGAAAACCAUGAAAAAAACACCAUACAUGGAGAACACAAUUUUUCCUUAUCAGAUGAUAUUCCUUUUGCUGAUGAAGAAAAGAAUAAAACUCAUGAGGAUGAAAAAAUAUGUAUUGAUAAAGAAAUAUGUCUAGAUUGUAAUAAACAAAUUUUAGUAUCAGAAAUGGCAGAACAUCAAGAUUAUCAUUUUGCUCUUAAACUUGUGAGAAGUGAAGCCCAUCUUUAUAAUCCUCAAAUGUCCCAUAAAUCUAGUGAUUCAGCUGUAUCCAGGAAUAACAAAAAGAGCCAAAUAAAGAAGAACAAUGGCAAUACUCAAAAGGGAUCAAUCUCAAAAUUCCUUCAGCAUACAAAUGAUUCAUCACUUAUUAAAAAUGUUUAUUUCCAACAGGAAGCAUCAAAACAGUCACCACAAGGAAUUAAAAGAAAAACCAGUGAUAGAAAACUUGUAUCCCUUCCAAAUGAUAUAGAAAAUCCCGAAUUUUGUCAAGAGUGCAAUACAAAUGUUGAAUUUGAAGACAAAGUCAGUCAUGAUGAUUAUCACCUAGCUAAGAAGUUACAUGCAGAAUUGAAUACAACUAAGUUGAAUAGGAACCAAGAAAAGGUAUCCACAGAAUUGCCAAAAAAUAAGAAACCAUCAGAUAUUUCUAUGUAUUUCAGAAGGAAAUAAUGAGAUUAUUGAAAAUUUCAUAAAUGUUGAGUAUAACUAUUAGUUUAUUGAACAAUUGCCUACAAGUUUUUUACAAAUUGUAAAAUUAAAAGUCCAAUAAUUAUGU
This is a messenger RNA of Phaedon cochleariae (mustard beetle), 2696 nucleotides long. NCBI's taxonomy places the organism in Eukaryota, Metazoa, Arthropoda, Insecta, Coleoptera, Chrysomelidae. The record is from the annotation of a GenBank genome assembly.